This is a messenger RNA of Ostrea edulis (European flat oyster), 4563 nucleotides long. RefSeq names its product gem-associated protein 2-like. Gene Ontology annotation, cellular component: spliceosomal complex; nucleus; SMN complex. The record is from RefSeq and is a predicted model, not a curated record. Gene Ontology annotation, biological process: spliceosomal complex assembly; spliceosomal snRNP assembly. NCBI's taxonomy places the organism in Eukaryota, Metazoa, Mollusca, Bivalvia, Ostreida, Ostreidae. The transcript has 8 exons. The coding region runs from base 3463 to 4278 and encodes 271 amino acids.
CAUAAUUAAUUGCACUUUGUACGCUAUCGUCACGACAUACGCUCAUGCAUACGUUUAUGACUUUUGAGGGGACUUUUUUUUUAUUAUUUUGUUUUACCGCCGCGGAGGUAUAGAGGUUAGAGCGUUCGCCCCGCAUGCGGAAGGCCGGGGUUCGAAUCCCAACCGCGACAAACCUAAGUCGUUAAAACAGGUAGUGACAUUUCCAUCGCCAAACGCUCGGCAUCAGGUGUGAAUGUCACGGGUCCUCGAAGAUGACCUUAAAAACGAAUGUCUCGUGUCACAGUAGGUGUGGCACGCUAAAGAACCCUCACUGCUCAAUGGCCGUAAGCGCCGAGGAAAGGCCUAAAUUUGAAGCUCUUUAUCGGUUUUGGUGACGCCGGUCUCCAUAUGAGUAGAAAUUCUCGAGAGAGACGUUAAACAAGAUACAGUCUAAAAUCUAUUAUUUUUAAAAAUAAUCUUCAAUCCUAAAAGCUUCUGGUGUAAAUCUACAUAAAUGAACUCCCAUCAGUAUUCUCAGUACUUUGAUUGUUAUAAGCAGUCCCCCAUUAGCACCAAGGUACAUGUAAUAACUAUGUAUACACUGGAUCCAAACAGUGAUAUUGCUCUACAGAUGCCCACCUUCACUCCAUCAUUUGGCAACUGUCCAGGCAUAACCUACAGCACAGGACACGUGGAACACGGAGGACACGGUGUAUCUCUGAGGAUUUUCCACCGUGGUCUUUCCACGGUGGGGUGUAGAAAACUCGUGUCGUGUACUGUAACAUAAAUCUAAACAAUGCCCAUUCUAAUAUGGAAACGUAAAUAUAACGAACAGUGUCGCAGAUAAAUCUUUUAACUCCUAUAAAGAAUACAAAAUUAAGAGUAUAGGGCAAACACGAACCCCUGUUAAACUCCACCUGCGAUGCCAUUCUAUUGUUUAAGCUCUCCAUUAUUCAUGAGAGAGUUUCAGAUAACUACUUAGUAUAUGUAGUAAUGUUCUGUCGAGUUAAAUUUGAUUAUUUAUAAACAAGUUUCCCCUACCCCCCUCUGUCACUAUCGAGCUUAAAAAAUAAGUUUUAAGAGAAUGUACAUAGCAAAGCUGGGAAUUGAACCUAAUGAAUGUCCGAAGCUCUAUCAGCUGAGCCGCUGAGGACAUUAACAACCUUAGCACCGUACACGGUACAUAAUACGCCCGUGAAAGUGCUUACAUAGGAUGUUUAAUUUUCUUCAGCCAUAAUUUGUAGAAAUUUGCUUCAGGUAGUAUCAGGUUGUGACAUACUUUUUUGCAUAAUAUGAAUAAAGGGUCUUAGUUUAAAACUGUGACAGAGGGCAGAUAGACCAACCAAGGGUUCUCUGUGUAAAAUAUUCCCCCAAAUUUGACCAAGUUCAACAGCUUCUCAAUAUCUAAAACGUCAAAGAAAAUAAAAAAUAAAUGCUGAGAAUUAAUAUUCUUCCACUAUGCACAUCUUCAAGUUAUUUACAACUACCAUAGCUUCUAAACUGUGAGAGAAAUUAUAAGGACAAACAAUGUCCUUUAUUUUAUGUAAUACAUGUAUUUCCUCAAAAUAGAGUAAGUUCAACAACCUGUAAUUUUCUUAAGUAUUGAGGAAAAUCAAAAUCCUUGCCACAUGUACAUCUUCCAUACCCGUUCAAAUACUCCGUAAAAUAAGAAGGUCCCCACUUGAAACUGUGGAAGGAAAAAUUUAAAGACAAAUUAUUCAAUAAUUACUCAAAACUGAUUAGGUUCAAUAACUUGUAAUUUUCUUUAAAAUAAAAAUCGAAGAAAAGCACAAUUCUUACCUUAUGCACACCUUCAACACCCAUAGAAACACUUUGUAAAAUAAGGUUCUCAUUUAAAAACUGUGGGAGAAGUUCCUCGAGCAAACCAUGUAAUCUCCUUGUAAUAUUUUCUCAAAACUGACUAAGUUCAAUAACCUGUAUUUUUCUCAAAAAUUUAAGAAAAUUAUAAUUUCUUGCCACGUGCACAUCUUCAAUAUCCAUACAAACAUUCUGUAAACAAGAUGGUUCUCACUUGAAAAUUGUGGGAGGAGUUUACCGGACAAAUUAUGUACCUUCCAUAUAACAAUUAUUUUCAAAUAAAGGGGCAAAACUCCUGCAAAAGAGGUCAAAAUGGACCGAACUUGCAAUUAUGAUCUAGAAUGAUCCACAAAGAUGCAACAUAGCAAGCUUCAGCUUGAUAUGUGACAGAGAAAUGAAAUUAGAAACAGAAAACCCCGAAUUGACGGACGGACGGACGCACAGAGACAUCAAUGUACCAUAAUAAAGACGUAUAAAAUCAAGCAAUAGAUGUUUCAUAUGACAAAACUCUUUACUAGUAUCAUAUACAAUUCUAAUAUAUUUAAUAGUAUUUCUUUAGUUAAUGGAGAAAAAAUCUCCAAUGAGUUACAAUUAUAGUUAGAUUUAAACUGGGGAUGGAUUUUAAGUCGGUCAAUGUCCUCGUUCCUCUCCAUUCCUUAAAACAAUGGACCUUGACCCCCCCCCCCCCCCCCCCCCCCCCCUUCGAGGUCUCGGCUCCAUUACUUUUACGGAAUGGAGAGGUACUCGGACAUUAACCUAUACGAAAUACCAGGGGUGGAUUCAGGAGUCUAGGGCGCUCCAGAUUCUAUUAUUCAAUUCAUUUAGAAGUUCUUACAUUAUCUAUAAGGUUUGUUGGUUGGUUUAAAAUAUUUUCCUCCAUUUCUUGGACUAUCGUUUUGUUAAAAACGUAGAUCUGCGUGUACUGUAAAAUGGUCCAUGGAAAGUAAAAAGAGCCUGGAGCACCAUGCAUGUUUUUUUUUUUUUUUAGACCUUAUAAUCAUAGAAUUAAUUCACUGUAACUGGGUAAAAAAAAAAAGCAGAUAAAUAAAAGAUUUAAUCAAAAGGUUAAAAAGAUUGAGGUUAAUUAUGUACAACGGUCCAAGAAAUUGAAAAGACUAUUCACAAAUGCAGUGUAUUACUAAUUUUCGUUUAAAUUAUAUGUGUUUAAAAGAAAAUGAGAUGUGCCAAACACUAGAAAGUAUUUGAUAGUAUUCAGAAUUAACUUGUGAAUUGAAAAAAAAAUCUGCUUUAAACAAACUUUUACUUGUAUAUUUAACCUAUGUUUACAAACAAAACACGUCACGAGCCUUGUUUAUAUAACAUGACAUUGUGAGCUCUGUAUCUCUCAUGUAUCUUGACAACUGUUAUUGAAAUUUUUGCUAACUAUUAGAAAUAUCUUAGUUAAGCAUUCUAAACAUUUUAGGCUCAAAUCGUGUCCAUGUCCCUUUAAAGUGAAUUAUCUUCUUGUAAGUGAAUAUUCAGAAUAUUUAGCUGCGCAUCGUUUACAACUGCAACACAUUCAUGAGGAAGUGACUAUCAUUGGGAUUUGUAGAGGAACCCUCGGCCGAUUAUGUAAUCGGCAAAGAGUGAGGAAAAUUCGAUCGGGUUCAGGAUUCAAUUUAAACGGAAUUAAAACAUAUCACAUACGAUACAAAUCACUAAAAGAUGGAAAGCGAAGACAGUCUUGUAGAGGACGAUUUACAACCUCAGGCGUUUGCUAUCAACAAUGAAGACAAUGAUGAUUUUGAUCUAAACAUUCCUCCCACCUCUGGGAACGAAUACCUACGUAGAGUAAGGGAGGAAGCUAAGGACUGCCCCCAGAUCGUUGUAGCAGAUAUUGACACCUCCCCGUUUCUACAGAGGCAGACAGUCAAGAUAAGAGAAUAUGGUGGACGAUUUCCUGCACCAAAGGGAUACACCCCUGACUUACAAUGGCAGAAGUUACAAACGGCCCACUUUGCUGAGCUUCGUCAGAAACUUCAGAGACAAAAAGUACUGAUGGCCAAGAAAGGUUUACUGAAGAGAGAUAAAUUGCCUCAGUGUAACGAUGUGGAGGGUUGGUGUCGACUCUGUUUUGGCAGACUUCAGCCACCAGGGGUCUCUCAGAAAGAGGUCAAAGCAGAGGUCAUCAUGGAGGAAGAGGCAAAACCAAAGCAUGAGGGAGUCUUACCCCUGAUGAGCAUUGUGGCAGCUUUAGACCAGCCAUCAGUCAUUAAGGUUUUAGAAUAUCACAUCAACUGGUUUGAAGCGACGGGAUUUUCAGACAAGCAGGGUAUGUGGUUCUACGCCCUGCUUCUCAGCUUGCAGAAGCCCCUCUCUCCCGAGGCCUGCGCACUCAUCAGAUCUCUGGCCCGUAGCUGUGGGAACCUCAGAGCCACACUAGAGAGUCCCGAGGAUCCACGCUUGGUUCCUUUAAACCUAUUUAUCUGUCUCGUAGCUCUGUAUUUUGACCAAUCAGAUUUAGCGGACCCAGGCACGUGAUGCACUUUAAGAAAUAAGUAUGUGCCAAACUUAUUCCCACAGAGCUGGAUCCAGUUGAUGUAGAGAGAAGCACUCCAGAUCAAAUGUGCAAUUAUACAAGGAUUGUUUUGACAGCUAAUGAUGGCAAAGGAAGAGUGGAUGGAAAUAAAGCUGCUUGUUAAUGCAUCAAAAGAUCACAUUGUACAUACUCAUCUGAAAUCUUGAUUCAAUUAACAGCUUUUAUCGUGUUGGCUCAGGUUGUGCCAUUUUUACUUCCAUGAGAAUUGAGAAUAAAUAUUAUUUGUU